Messenger RNA from Salpingoeca rosetta, 3349 nucleotides. RefSeq lists its product as uncharacterized. Gene Ontology annotation, cellular component: acrosomal vesicle; motile cilium. The coding region runs from base 149 to 3286 and encodes 1045 amino acids. The transcript is spliced from 16 exons. Gene Ontology annotation, biological process: cilium assembly. Lineage: Eukaryota; Choanoflagellata; Craspedida; Salpingoecidae. The record is from RefSeq and is a predicted model, not a curated record.
GUUUGCCAUAUCUUCCGUAGAAACACCGCGCGCUUGGAAACCAAACAGCUCCGCCAAGAUCGAGCGAGCAACAAGAGAGACACCAGCCAACAACACCUAACAGCGCACACACGCACAUACACAAGCGUCAGCUGGGGUGUGCGUGAGGAUGAGCAGCAACGCACAGGAAGAAGAGGUGGAGGUGGCAGAGGAUGCGCCUCCUGCGGAAACCAGCACGGCUGACCAAGAUGCAUCACAGCAGCAGCAGCAGCAGCAGCAGCAGGAUGGCGAUGACGCCGAGGUAGCGGAGUCUGCUGAGGAGGCAAAAGGGGCAAGCGACAGCAAGGCAGAGGACACGCAGGAUGGUCAAGGAGAGGCAGACGCUACUGCAGAGGAAACCAUCGCUGAAAGUGACAACGAACAUGGCGGCGACAAUGCCCGUGACAACGACCAGCAGGAGCAGGAGCAGGAGAAGGGGGAACAAAACGGGGCAGCCAGCAAGGAGGAAGAGGAUGAGCCUCCUGAAGAUGCCAGACCAGAAGGCGCAGCGCAGCAAGACCAAGAGCAGGAACACGAACAGCAGAGCGAUUCUGCUGGCGAUGACAAUGACAAGGCCAUGGAAGAGGGUGCUGCCGAUGCGGCUGAUGAUGAAAGCACGGCCAAGGAACAGGCUGCAGACAACGUGCAUAUUCCGACAGCACCCGCGGCAGACAGUGACGACACGCAGGGUGUUGAGGAUACCAAGAAGGAAGCAGCAGAAAACAACGGCUCCGGAACACAGAAAGGGGAAGCUCCAGAAGAAAAUGGAGAAGGAGAAGGACAGGCUGACGAAGGACAGCAGCAGCAGCGAGGAGAGGAGGAAGAAGAAAACAGCGGCGAGGGAGAUGAUCAUGGAAGCGAUGACAACGCGAAAGAGACGAAAGGCAGUGAAGAGGAACAAGAAUCAGCAGCAAGCGAAGGCGACACGUCAGCAGCUGUUGCGACGGAAGGUGGUGAACACAAAGCCACUGGCGACAACAACGACGGCGAUGACGGUGAUAGCGUGACGGUGUCUGCCAAGCCGUCGGCGCCAGCAUCAGCGUCGUCCCGCCGGCCAACCUCCAUGCACCUGGACGCAGACGGCGGCGACCUUGGACCGGAAAAGGCAGAGCUGCCUGCACCGCCAAGCAGAGGUAGCGAUGGCGCUGACGAUGGUGACGAUGGUGACGAUGACGCGGGUGUUGUUGCACAGCGUGGAUCAGAGGAAGGGGAAGAAGUCCCAAAGGGGACAGAGGACACGGAGGAGGGCGAGUCGCAAUCGUCAGCAACAGAGGCAGCAGAACCAGAACCAGAGAGCAGCGUCAACAACCUCUCGGCCAUUUCAGAGGCGCCGGAAGAGGAAGAGCAAGACGGGGAACGUGCCAGCGCUUCCCGGGAUCAGCAACAGGAGGGGCACAAUGACACGACUUCUGAUGGUGCAUCUGUAUCAGCAACAGAGCAGACCACAACAGAGAGUGCCUACACACAGGCGGGUGAUGAUGGCGAUGCUGCUGUUAUUGGUGAACCGGGAGAGAUUCAAUACUCCCAACGACAGCAGAUUGUCAAAGUGCCCGCAGACGAUGGCAGCGACCGCCUGUUCAACAUCACAGUCUUCACUGCAAACGUCACGAAGCCGUUUCUCGGCGGGUUUCGCCACAAGAAGACCGGUGUGGAGUAUCACAACGCUUCCUCACAGACCCCGCGCAAGUUCCGCAUCCCAAAGACUGAACGGUUUACGCGGACAACACAGACGGCGAUUCAGCGCACACAUCCAAAGUUUGCGACGCAGACGAGCGUGCACACAGCGACGCAGAUGACGAAGGAGGGUGUGUUUGUGACAUCGCGUGAGGACAAGAUCAUUGUGCCGACCAAAUACGAGACCGCGGCAGACAAGCACGCGCGCGUUGUUGCGGCGGUGAUUGUCAUCCAGAAGUAUUAUCGGCGCUGGCAGGCGAAACGAGUCGUCGGCAACCUCAGAUACGCGCGCCACCAGUACCAGCAGUGGCAGGAGGAGAAGGAGCGGAAGCGGCUUGAGUUUGAGGAGAUGAUGCGACGACGUGAGAUGGAUCGCCGGCUCAACCCGCGCACACCAGAGGACUUUGACAUGCUCUACGCAAGCCUCCAAAAGUGGCACGGGGAGCAGCUUGAGAAGGUGCGCCUGCUGCCUGAGAGCGAACAGCCGCAGGCACGCAUGGACCUUCUGCGCGAAGAAACAAAGUACCUCAACUUCAUUGAGCAGCUGAAGCAGCUUGCCGCCACCGACAACAAGGAGGCGCGCGUGCAGAAGUUCCUGGACGAUGCGUCCACCGGCAGAAAAUGGGCCAACAAGCAAUACGGCAUGAAGGUGCAUGUUGAGACGCCGGAGAGCAAGCUUGCGCAGGAGCUGAAGGAGAUCUACAAUCUCAUCCGCAUCCCAGACCUCGACGUCGACGAGCGGCUCGAUGCGCUGCUGCAGCUGCGAACGGCGGUGGAGAAACACGACAGCCGGCUCACUCGCGAAAUCUUGGAGCUCAUUCAGCGCGAGGCAGACCUGCUUGGCAGACGCACCAGGGCACGCAACCUUGAGGGCCUGCGCAAGCGCCUGCUGAAUCUCUUCCUGCAGUUUAUUGAGACGCCCGAGUACAAUCCAGAGGCCAAGAGGUUGAUGGAAGUCCACCAGGACAAGGACUUUUUCAAGCACAAUCUUGUGCGGUGCGCCGGCUCACAGACAUACCAUACCACCUCCAAGUUUGACGUCUCCCCACAGAAGACCACAGGGCUUGGCAAGAGCAAGUCUGUGCUUGCAGCUGAGAAUCGUGCUUUGUACCGCGAGGACAACACCGCAUAUCGCCGCAUCCUCGACGCCUGCAGACGCGCCGAGAAGCACUACGCCGACAACUCCCAGUGCAUGUCACUGCUUUCGGUGCGAGACAUGCGGUACCUGAUAGACACGGUGUGGAGCGGCAAGAGUGCACUGAGCGAGGACGCCACCCUCAGCAACCUCGUGCUGUGCCGAUGGAACAAGCACAAAGAACUCUCCCCAUGGAAUUCCAUUCUUCUUACCAAGGACGAGCAAGUAGAGCAUCUUGAGCUCGACGACCCGGACGCGUCGUAUGGGCCCAACUUUGUCGCUCGAAUCAAGCAGAAGCACAUCCGCGCAAAGCAACACUUUACUUCCUUACAAUCCCACCUUGCCCGUGCACACAAGCAGCAAACCAGUCGAACGCUGCCACCCAAGCCACAACAGCUGCCCUCGCUCAGCACACAACAACAACACCAACAACAACUGCCUGCAAACGCCACGUCAUAAUGCGCACUUGUGACGAACUCGUUGAUUGUUAUGAAAGGCUUACAUAAAAUUCAGCAAACCUGA